AUGGAAGAUACACCCGUACUUGUCUCUCCGGCAUUAAUCAAGUUGGAAAGUAUGUCGUCUUCUCAGAAUACCGACAACAUGGAUCUUAGCAAUCCCUCCGCGGAGAACACCUCGCAUGAGCAUCGUAAUGCUGCACAGCUUCUGACGGGCAAUUCUGAAAUUGCCUUCGGCGAAACCUCAAUGUCAGAAGUCUCGGGCGUGGAGGAAAUUCGGGACAGCCCAGAGCAUGGUUCCGCCAUGGAGGCCCCCCUGGCAACAGCAUUCGCUCCACGCCUUCGUUCUUCGCCUCCGCGUGCGCAGAACAUCCACACCGACACGCCCCCAAAUGGUAUUAGCUCCGCCGCGCCCGCCUCUUCCGCCGCUGAACCUAGCCAAUUAGUCGAUCGACGGAUUAUCGUCGCCGCACAAGAUUUCGUGGAUCGUGCACUUGGAGAAGAGAAUGCCCGUACGCUGCCAUCACGUGAGCAAUUCCUCAAUCCCGAGAGUGCUAACGGUCUACUGUUACUGUCUGAUCCCCGCACUGAUGUCCGUCCUCAAGACGUCUGCUCAAUCUGCCUAGAAAAGAUUGAGGACUUGAGUGGCGCUGUAGUCAUCAUUGCGUGCGGCCAUAUAUACCACCGGCACUGUCUGUAUACGUGGUUCGAAAACCCGGCACGUUUCGGAACUUGUCCUAUGGAUCGUCGACGUCUCUUCGUUAUGCCCCGUCGGGACAAUCGCCGUGGUCGUCUCGUUGACGGAAGCCAUCUGCAUGGUCCUGAUGGUCUCCUGGUGCUGGGUCGCCGUCGUGAGGAGAUUCAAGGCCGCCUGAAUCCCGACGAUGCGCUGAGAAUUGCGGCGGCUUCCCUUGCUCGGAUGCAUGGGCCGCGUGAGGCACGCCAAUUCAUCGCUGAGGUGGACCGUCGCCGCCGACAAUCUAAUGUAAGCCGUCGUCUUGUUAUUGAGCCCCGCCUCCGUGCUGAUCCAGACUUUCGUCGCGCUGAACAGGACCGAUCGGACCGUCUCGAGGCUGUGUUACAUGCUCGCGCCGCUGAACUAUACCGUGGUCAGUCAAACCACCGUAUCGAUGAGUUGGGCCGUCGCGUUGACCGUCACUCCGGUACUGAGCAGACUGCUGGCGUAGCUUCAGAAUUGCUCUUCCAAGACGAGACUGUCCGAGUCCGUUUACCGCGCCCGUCAGCGUACCGUACCAGCCAUGAACCUGAAGGCCCUUAG
Didymosphaeria variabile is the source of this 1212-nucleotide messenger RNA. RefSeq lists its product as uncharacterized. The transcript has 2 exons. NCBI's taxonomy places the organism in Eukaryota, Fungi, Ascomycota, Dothideomycetes, Pleosporales, Didymosphaeriaceae. The coding region runs from base 1 to 1212 and encodes 403 amino acids. The record is from RefSeq and is a predicted model, not a curated record.